Klebsormidium nitens is the source of this 1487-nucleotide messenger RNA. Lineage: Eukaryota; Viridiplantae; Streptophyta; Klebsormidiophyceae; Klebsormidiales; Klebsormidiaceae. The record is from the annotation of a GenBank genome assembly.
UGAGUGUGCGGAACUGGUUGUAAACAAGGGCCUCGAUAAGAAGCUCUUGAAGAGCCGCCUUCAGAAGAUUAUGAACUCCAUCAAUGAGUCUUCAAAGAGAAGAGCAAGAGCACACUUCAUGUGGAAGGAGGUUGAGGAGGAUACCUCUGCGACAGCAGAGUCUAGGAACAGGAGAUACGAGCGAGCUCAGAGUUCCGGCCGGGGACGCUACGAGAGCCACUUCCCACCAGAUGAGCAGAGAGGGCGCAGUGCUCCGCCUGCCUCAGAUCUCCAUCCCAGGGGCUCUUGGCGGUUCACGGAUGCUCAACCUUCGGGACGAGGACAUCAAGCUGCGGGAAAUGACAUGCAGAGGUACCAGCCCUCAGUCCCUCACUGACGUGACAUGGGACUCCUUCGUAGCACACGGCAGUAGGUUUGCUUUCCUUCUAGAAGGGACAAGUGCUGUAAUGCCCUCUUGCUUCCUUUCGGUAGAGUUGUUGCUCAGAAAGCUUUCGCUGAUGCUACCAGACUUUCUCGGCAAGAACAGCACUCAGUUUGCCAUGAAGUACAAUGUGCUCCAGGGCAAUGCCUUCUGCCUCACCUUUCUGCAGUACAGAAACCCUUUACAGAUAGGAGUCAGUAGCCAUAAUAUGAUGGUGCUGUGUGACCUUGUCGGAUUUGGCCGUCCAAAGAAAAUGCCUCUCAACGCCAUAUCCUCCUCUAUCUUCAGUCAAAGCCUGCUCAACACGAAGAUGGUACUGAGGCCCAGCGAUGUGAAGGCCCUGGCACUCCAGGUGGCGCCCGGGAAGUACAGGCAGCGGAGGGUCCGACCCACAACCCGCGCACGGCCACCUGCCCGCACCCCCCAGUACCAGCUCCCCCCGGCGCACCUCCAACGGCCCCCUCCUGGAGCGGCCCCCCGCAGCAGCGCCGCUUCCCUGCAGCGGGAAGCUCUCGGCGAGGUCUCAGUCAACACCCAACAGCCCCUGCUGAGUGCCGCACAGCAACCAACCGCAGUGAAAGCAGCGGGAGAUGCUCGAAAGGAGCAGCCGACGGGCGAUCCUGCAGACGGAUCCGCACGCAAAGCAGAGGGAAUUGCACGGGGAUUAGAGGCCAGCGACUCGGAAGCGGACAACCAGAGCGGCACGAAUGCUGGAAAGGGCGGCCACGGAGAGGCAGUCGUGACCGCUGAUGUCAGCAACCCGCAGCUGCUGCAGACCGACAUUGCCAGCCCGCCUGAUCACCCGGACCCCGAAAUCGAGGGCAGCACCUUCCAGAUCGAGAGCCAUUUGCAGAACGAGGCUCCACCAGGGGGAGAGGGGGGCUUUCACGACGGGCGUUCGGGGGAGCGGCGGGUCAGCAGCAGCGCCGCUUCAAAGCGCGGCAGAGACUGGGCGGGGAGCAUCACUGGGAGUGGCGCCAAGAAGAGGAGCAUGGGAGGCGGGCGCUGGAGCACGGCGGAGGAGCAGGCGGGCGAGAGGAUAUUGCACAACGUGAGAAUCCUAUAA